Molecule: messenger RNA, 1588 nt
Organism: Larimichthys crocea (large yellow croaker)
Lineage: Eukaryota; Metazoa; Chordata; Actinopteri; Sciaenidae
Product: arf-GAP with dual PH domain-containing protein 1
Exons: 11
Coding region: 368-1498 (376 amino acids)
Biological process (GO): positive regulation of GTPase activity
Cellular component (GO): plasma membrane; intracellular membrane-bounded organelle; cytoplasm
Molecular function (GO): GTPase activator activity; phosphatidylinositol bisphosphate binding; phosphatidylinositol-3,4,5-trisphosphate binding
Source: RefSeq, a predicted model, not a curated record
GUAAUCCACCGCUGGAUGUCUCACUUUAACAAGAUAUAGGAGAGGAUGGAGGAGAGAGGAGACAGACAGGCAGGCAGGGGAGGGAGGAGGUGUUGGUGGUGGUAACGUAUAGGCUUGAUUAUAAUGCAGUGAGUGAGACUCAGUAAUAGAGCGAUCAGUGAGAGAGGGAGAGGGGUUUCCUUCAGCAUCGUCCAGUCUUUCCACUCUCCACUUCAGAUCGGAUGUGACAGGUGAUCGGGCAGUCUUGUCUCUGUCUGUCUCUCUCUGUCUGUCUGUCUCUCCCUCUCUGUCUGUCGGGACUCCCAGCAGCGGAUGUUCUUGGGCAGGUUUCUUCCCACCGCGGUGAGGUUGGACUGAUAAACUCACCAUGGCGUUGGAACCGGAGGGAAACAACCGGCUCCUGCAAGACGUGCUGGCGAGACCGGGCAACGAAACGUGUGCGGACUGCGGCAAUCCAGAGCCAGACUGGGCGUCACUGACUUUGGGUGUGUUUGUUUGCCAGGCCUGCUCGCUCCUUCACCGGAGCAUCCCCCACAUCAGCCGGGUCAAGUCCGUCCAGGACACGUGGGAUGCCAGUGAGGUGGAGUUAAUGGCUGCUAUGGGAAACAAUGCAGCCAAGGCCAAAUAUGAGCAGAAAGUUCCCGCUUUCUACUACAGACCAACACACACCGACUGCAAGCUGCUGAGAGAGCAGUGGAUCAGAGCCAAGUACGAGAGGAAUGAGUUUGAGUUUAUCGAAAAACAGGAGCCCUACUCUGCUGGGUACAGAGAGGGGUUUCUAUGGAAACGAGGAAGAGACAAUGGUCAGUUUCUCAGCCGAAAGUUCAUCCUGUCAGAGAGGGAGGGGGCGCUAAAAUACUUCAACAAGCAGGACGCCAGGGAUCCCAAAGCGGUGAUGAAAAUCGAGACCCUCAAUGCCACCUUCCAGCCGGCCAAGAUUGGCAACCCGUGUGGCCUCCAGAUCACCUACUUGAAAGACAACAGCACAAGGAACAUCUUUGUCUACCACAGCGAUGCGAAGGAGAUGGUCGACUGGUUCAAUGCCAUCAGAGCGGCCAGGUUCCAUUACCUACAGGUGGCCUUCCCUGGAGCAAGUGAUGAGGAGCUGGUGCCCAAACUGACCCGAAACUUCAUGAAGGAAGGCUUCAUGGAGAAAACGGGUCCAAAGCACACAGAGGGCUUCAAGAAGAGGUGGUUCACCAUGGAUGACCGGAGACUCAUGUACUUCAAAGACCCUCUGGAUGCCUACGCCCGCGGUGAGGUGUUCAUCGGCAGUAAGGAGAACAGCUACACUGUCCUGUCCGGCUUGCCCCCGUCCACGCAGGGCUACCACUGGAACCAUGGCAUCACCAUUGUCACGCCAGACAGGAAGUUCCUGUUUGCCUGCGAGACCGAGGCCGAGCAACGGGAUUGGAUAGUCGCCUUCCAGAGGGUCAUCAAUCGGCCAAUGAGACCACAGGAAUAUGCAGUGGAGGCCCAUUUCAAACACAAGCCUUGAUGACUACACGAAGCCGCAACUCACAGCUGAAGCCGGCCCAGUCCGCGUUGAAGAUGCAGAGACAAUCCCUAUGUGUGACCACAGACCAUG